Messenger RNA from Sinocyclocheilus rhinocerous, 1649 nucleotides. RefSeq names its product cellular retinoic acid-binding protein 2-like. Bases 271 to 699 code for a protein of 142 amino acids. Lineage: Eukaryota; Metazoa; Chordata; Actinopteri; Cypriniformes; Cyprinidae. Gene Ontology annotation, molecular function: lipid binding. The transcript is spliced from 4 exons. The record is from RefSeq and is a predicted model, not a curated record.
CACCAAAAGCUGUAAAGUUUGGAAGAGCUGAAUGAAAGUCUGAGACGGGAAGAGAAAGGCUUGACAUCUUAAGUUUCUCUUGUCAGGACAAAGAGAGCAUUAGAAGGGUAAAGGAAAGAGGAAAAUCAGUUUGGCAUUAUCAGUGGGAACACUGCUUUUCAGAAUCAAAGCUGCAGGUAAUUGUAAAGGGUGUCAGGUUUAAGGACUAUCACUCAGCCACGCACCAGAGAGAAUAAUAGUGAUACACUCAAAGGAACGACAGAACGCAAGAUGGAUCGCAAAAUCCCCGAUUUUGCUGGUACUUGGAAAAUGAAAAGCUCCGAGAACUUCGAAGAGCUUCUCAAAGCACUGGGUGUGAACGUGAUGCUGCGUAAGAUUGCGGUCGCAGCUGCAUCAAAGCCAUCUGUGGAGAUUACGCAGGACGGAGAAACCCUGUCAAUCAAGACCUCCACCUCUGUAAGGACCACCCAUGUCACCUUCACAGUUGGACAGGAGUUUAAUGAGGCCACUGUGGAUGGACGUCCCUGCACGAGCUUUCCUCGCUGGGAAACAGACAGCAAGAUUAGUUGUGAACAGACUUUGCAGAAGGGUGAGGGUCCAAAAACCUCAUGGACCAGGGAGAUGACCAAUGACGGUGAACUGAUUCUGACCAUGACCGCAGACGAUGUCGUGUGCACAAGAGUUUAUGUCAGAGAGUGAAAGUAUGAGGAAACAGGAAGAACAUCCAUCCAGAUCACGCUGUUUCAUCGUUAACAACAAUGACUUUGAUUUUAUAUCAUCUAUUUCCUUUCUCCCUCAUCGCAUCUCUUCUUUCAUUUUUUUUUUUUGACAGUGUAUUUGAAUAAUACAUCAGAGAGCCAUGCAAAUAAUUCAUGUGAGAAAUUGGGUCCUGAUUUGUCAUUUAACAAAUACAUCAUUGUGGGCUCAAAGGCACUUUUAAGGGUUGGCCUUCACAUAGAUGAAGACCUGGAAAUCUGAAGCUUGGAAACCAGACUUUGGUGAGACAGUCCAUAGUCACCACUGAAAAAUAUCAGUCAAGGUGCGGUCAUAUUUACUAUUGUAAAAUUUCACAGGCGAAAUCCAGUUGUUUUUAGUAGUGAUCUACAUUAAUGGGAAUUUCGAGUAAGGGUGAAAGAUUUCUCCACUCAGAUUUCAGAAAAAGUUCAAGUUGGGUUGAAAUGAGCUGUGCUUCAUACAUGACUACUCUAAGGACAAUAGAUAAUUGACCUUUUUUGCCUGCGAAAUUUGUUUGGAUAGUUUUAAAAUUAAAAUGUACCAUUAAUUUACAGUAAAUUUGACUAUAUUCAGUUGAUUAUGAGAAGUUUUUGCCUUGAUUUUGAUUUGCUGUUGACACAGUUUAUAAAUCUUACUGCAUAAUUUGCAACAGAUUCAAAAGGCAGAUAAAAUGCUUCACUUCAUUCCAUCCCAAUAUCCAAUCAACAUUUUAACAUUUUAUGAGCACAUUUGACUCAAAAUUACACUGUUCAUUGAAAUCUCCAAUUCAUUCUUAUGUAACAUUCUGUACCAAAGGGGGCGGAGCUAAGCAAAGGGUCAGUUGUAAUUAGAACCCCAUGAAGCUCCAAUCCCAACCUUCUCUUUUCAUCUUUAAUUUUUUGUAUAUAUUUUAAUAAAACCUGAAUCUGAAGUUU